Messenger RNA from Exophiala oligosperma, 1601 nucleotides. RefSeq lists its product as uncharacterized. The coding region runs from base 240 to 1439 and encodes 399 amino acids. NCBI's taxonomy places the organism in Eukaryota, Fungi, Ascomycota, Eurotiomycetes, Chaetothyriales, Herpotrichiellaceae. The transcript has 3 exons. The record is from RefSeq and is a predicted model, not a curated record.
GUUCUAGUUCCUCGUGUGAAUCAUUUCCGUCAAUGAGACUCCUGUUGUGAGAUCCUGAUAGUCGGUUAUCAUUUAAUUUAGACUUGGGUAUUGAUACCAAGGAAUAGCAAUUGAGGGUUACUUCGGUGAUAUAUAUACAUAUAUAUACCUGGUGCUUGGGUGCGAUCCAGAUUUGAGGGAGUCGCUAGCCCUUCCAAUUGAUCAAGAGAUGACGACCUCGGGACGAUUUAUAUCAUCGCAUGGCAAUCUUGUCUAGCAGCGGACAAGAAAGCAGUAUCAUCUGCGCAUAUGCCUUCCCCUUCACCUCAUCAUCGACAUCGACAUCGUUGGAGGGUGUCUUCGAUCUACGUGCGCCACAUCCAGCGCUGGGGCCCGAGCAACGACAACGGGCAAUUCGUGCCUUUGUCGCCGUUAUCGAGGCGUGCGAACCCCUUCAGAAACACAAGCCGUACAAGCAUGUGACGCUGGUCCGACUCACCUACGAAUAUGCGCGCUCCGAGACGUCAAGAGACAAUUUCCUACAUUUCUUCUUCGAACACACCCAGAUACCUAUGGAUGAUUCGCUGUCUCGAUCGGUUCCGACUGUCGACUACGAACCACAAUUGAUUGCCUUUGCCGAAACCCUGUUUGAAAACUUCUUCUUACCCUCUUCCACGAGAAAAACUCCCCAGCCUUCGCCAGCAGCGCUCUCUGAUCUCCAAAGCGCGCAGAACUUGACUGGAACCACCCGGAGACUCGCAAACUUGAGAAGAGAUUGUCUCAUACGCGACCGUCAUCGGUGCGUUAUAUCACGUUCGUUCGAUCGGAAGGAAGCAGCCAGACGCGUUACUCAGGAUGGGACCGGAGAAGCGUGCGAUGAUGAGGGGAUCCUGUUGGGAGAGACAGGCAAUACAAUUGCAACAUUAGAAGUGGCACAUAUCAUUCCUCAUUCAUUGAUGAAUGUUUCAGUAGGCGAACAGAAUCUGAACGAGUCUAAGAAAGUCGCUCUCGCAAUUCUUAACAUGUUCGACGACGGGGUGAUUUAUCUGUUAGAAGGUGACGACAUUGAUCGAACACGCAACGCGAUCACUCUGACUAUGGAAUUCCAUCAUCUGUUCGGCUGUUUCGAAGUCUAUUUCGAGCCAUAUGGUGGUCAGGCUCAUACAUAUCGAAUCGACUCUGUACACGAGGAUUUCAUGCGUCCUUCGAUUCUUCCUAUCUCGAACCGCACCCUAUUCUUGACUGACAACCGAACGAUUGAUCCCCCUUCUCCACGACUGCUUGCUAUCCACGCGGCCAUUGCACAUAUACUCUACUUGAGUGCUGCUGGCCAGUAUAUUAACGAUAUACUUGACGACCUUGACCAGGGAGAGAUCUCGGCGGAUGGAUCAACUCCGUUAGGCCAAUUCACUGCUUUGCGGGUGUAUGGCUGGUGGGAUGGACGAAUUCAUGCCUAUUGAUUAUAAUGCAGUCCUGCAUGUGUUUAAGGAAUGAAUGUAGAAUGGGUAGGAGAAAACUCGUCGCUCGUUAGACUCCCGCGGCGAUACAUGAUGGAGGGGUUUCCUGACCGUCCCGUCUUGAUAUGCUUGUGAGGAAUGCGAGCGAUCGUGUCAUAGAGUUCC